Gymnodraco acuticeps is the source of this 6675-nucleotide messenger RNA. It is a transcript of the gene spag17, whose product is annotated as sperm associated antigen 17. The transcript is spliced from 49 exons. The coding region runs from base 134 to 6580 and encodes 2148 amino acids. Gene Ontology annotation, cellular component: axonemal central apparatus. Gene Ontology annotation, biological process: axonemal central apparatus assembly; epithelial cilium movement involved in extracellular fluid movement. NCBI's taxonomy places the organism in Eukaryota, Metazoa, Chordata, Actinopteri, Perciformes, Bathydraconidae. The record is from RefSeq and is a predicted model, not a curated record.
CAGGCGACGCUAAACGAUAAACUAACUUGCCGUUUUUAGGAAGCUAAGUUAGAUAGGUACCCUGGUAGGUUGAGGACUAUUUUUUUUAAUGUUCUGCGUUGUUUCAAGUUUGAAUAAUUGUCACUGAGUGAAAAUGCCACCUAAAGCAGCUAAGAAGGGCUCAGCCAAAAAGCCCAAUGCUUCUGGUGCCUCAGCUGUCGGCAAGAACUGGGAGGCUGGUCUCAGCAGAGCUCCGUUUGAAGAGGAGUCAUGGCAAGCCUGUGUGUCUCUGGUGGUCGGGAGAAGUCCAGAGGAGGAGAAGCUGACCCAGGCUUUGUCUGUAGCUGCACAGAAACCACAGCGCAAACUUUUUAGUUUGUUGACCUGGGAAAGCACUGUUGCAAAGAUCCAUGAACUGGGGAAUCCCAAAGCAAAACGACCUGAUGAAGCCCCCGUGUUUUAUGAGGUUACAGAGCCAGCGAAGGUGCUCCUGGAUGCAGGAGAUGAGAUUCCUUGUGACCUGAUGGCAAAUAUACUGAAGUUCCAGCUGCUACAAAUCAAAGCCAAUGAUCAGCAGAGGAGGGAAGCCGAGCAGGCUGAGGAGGAGAAGGCAAACGUUGAUCCUCCCUCUGUCAACAAGGACAAAGGAGGGGCUAAAGUCACUGACAAAAAGGGGAAGAGCCCACCCUCACCUGUGGGACCCUCCAAGGAGAAGAAGACAAAGCUAAAACGCAGGGAUGAUGUUGAGCCACCAAAGUAUAUAGAUGACGAGCCAGAGGAUGGACCUCAACACUACAUCCUGCUGCUCGGCUUCUUUCAGCCCCACCUGAUUGGAGCACUUGAUGCCUUAGGUGUUCAUGUAGCCAAUGUCAUUAAAUUGUGUUCGGAGCACACACAAACUUCUGAGGAGCAGCAGGAAGUAAGUCCCUUUGGGGGCAAUGAGCAGACAACUUCUCCAGUUUUGGAUUCAGCAGAAGUUCAUGGUCGUGCAGAGUUGGAUUUAUUCUGGUCCGGUCUGAGACCAGUUUUGGACAGCGGGCCUCCCCAGUCCAAGCUCCAUGAUGUGGUUCAACUUAGCUACAUUGCUCCAGAUCUCUGUUCUCACACACAGAACCCUGACGCUGAGCUGGAGAUUGGAAACCAAAUCUUUGAAGGUGUGGCCAAUCUCAUCUAUGACUGUCUGAACUGGCGCCUACAACAUCAGCACUACCUGGACAACAUGGAACUCUUCAGUGUACCCACUGUUGUUGUGAUGGAUGCUGAGCCUGCAGAGGUUGUGCCAACCCCUCUCCCCGUUACUCCACUCUCCAAGAAGAAAUUUGUGCGAGAGGAAACUUCACCAGACCAAGAGACCGAACAGCCUCCUCUCUCUACAGAUGUGGACAUGCGUUGCUAUAACAGCUUUCUCAACCUGGUUCCCCCUGAAGUUUGCUCUGUGCCUCUUAUCAUGCACUGUAUGCUGGAGCAGGUAGUGAUUUCAACAGAGCAGUCAUGUCCAGCUAAAGAGUCCAAACCUCACAAUGGUCCUGGGUUAGACUAUCAGCUGGUCAGCUUCAUGCUUCAAAGCUUCCUCCCUCUGGUACAUGCUAAAGAAGAGAGAAGUCGCAUGUUGAAAGGCUUGCUGGCUACAGUGCAAAAUGAAGACGACCAGAAGAGGCUAGAGGAGAAGUUUGGAGAAGAGGAAAAGCAGAAGUUUGCGCAUCCUCUGGUUAUCAGACACCAUGAUGAGAGGGCACUGCGUUUGACGCAUAUCAAUGUGGUUCAGGGUUUCGAUCCAGCAGAGGUGGAGAUAUCAAUGAUGCGGCAUUCUCCAGUGUGGCAGCUGAUCCACUCUGUUGCUCAGCAGAGAAACAGCAACUCCUCCUGGAUGGCCAUCAAACAGCAGCUACAACAUUACUGCACAGAUGAUGUUGUUUCAUGGCUGGAGGUGGAGCGUUUGGUUCAUCGGAGUGUGUUUGAGAGUAUGCCACUGACCAGAUUGGACAGUAAAGGUGUACUACUUAGGCCACCUGGACAACUGGGAACACUGAGACCAGCACAGGAACAGAUAACUACAUCAAUCCCCUGGGACAACCCACUAUCCUACUCUAAACAGCAGAUUAAUACCCUACGGACUAAAGGUUUCACCUUUCUCACGGAAAAUCCUGGUAACACCGAGAAGAUUAGAAGGGUCUGUUGCCAGCUGGAUUUAUGUGAUAUUCAGAGUUGUAGACUGAGGUCUCUGAAGGACUGGCACUAUGCUGAACACCACAGUGCUUCCAUCUUCCAACAGGUACUGCAGUUAGCCUCCGAGGAUUACUGCUGCUUGGACACCUUCAGAGGAAGUCAUAACAACAUCCUGUACAUUUUCUGUCACAAUCCAAUGAGCCCUUAUCGUCAGUGCAAGGAGUUCUGGGAUGUAGCCCUUCACACUGAUGUCAAGUUCAGGAAGUACCGGGAGCAUGUGGCAGAAAGCAUUUCCGAUUGGACAAAAGAGGAAGAAUUAAAGAGAGAGACAAUGCAACUCAGAAAUGUCAGACCUGCUCAGGAUCUGAGAGAUGAAAAGUUGCCAGAUUCUGCUGAGAGGGAGGACACACUGGACCCGGUCAUCCGAACAGGCUCUCUAAAAGCCUGGAAGAUAGAGCAGGAGCAGCUGAAGGAGGAAGAAAUGAACAAGAAAUCAAAGAAGGAGAAUGCACCGAAAGGCCAACAGCAAAAAGAGGAGGCUAUGUCGACUGACAACAAGAAAAGUAAAACGUUGCCCACUGCUAAGAAGAGCAGAGCAGGAAGCUCAGCCAGAACUAACAUAGAGUCCAAUAACACCACAGCGCCCCCUUGGGAGGAAAACAAAGAACUGCAUACGUCAGCGGAGCCUUUCAAAGAUUUCACAGGCUAUAACAUGGAUGGAAAGUUGAUCCGUGUUGCAGGUCGUCUCCAGAACCUUUUCCCUUCAGAUGGAGGACACAUCAGCGUGGAGAAUAUCAGCUAUGUUGAAGGUUCCACCCUAAUGAAACUGGCUGUGAAGAAGGAUGGACAUUAUUUCUGCACACACAUCAACCAAGUUGUUUUUGAUCUAGUGAAACCUCUCCCUCAGCCCCAAGACAAAGAAACCAAUGGCGGAAAAGUGUCAGAGCCUGUACAGCCUGUGAAAAGAGUGACACAGGGCUCCCUCUCAGCUGUCUUAGACAAUGGAAUUCAUCUCUCAUACAGUUUCUACGGUCCAACAGGAGAAUAUAGAGUGAGUCCUCAGGAGACCACAGAAGGAGGGGCUCCAGACACCGGCACCUUUGUCCCCAACCCUCCCCCAUCCUCCACUUACCGCUCUAAGGGGACAGAUCUGGACCCGGUUCCCUCCAAGACACACAGCGCUGCCAGACCUCCACUGUCCCAGGUGUGUGAAGGUCAGACAGUAUUGCCAUCGAGUCCAUUCAACAGUCUCAGCCUGUCUGUACCUAACGGUCUGCUGCUGCAGUUCCUGCGAGAGGAUGCACAAGGAGUGUCCUCAGAGGAGCAGGGUAUGUUGGUGAAACAGAGCUUUCCUCUUCAUGGUGAAGGAGUUGUUGGGCAGCUUCAGGACGCUUCCCUCUCCAAAGAACUGUCCCGCAUUGUCACCAGCCAGGGAGCUGUGAUCCGAAUCAUGAGAGACGGGUCUACAGAGGUUCUAUUUGCUGAUGGCUCAGUCAGCUUCAGCCAGGAUUCUGGUCCGGUGUGGGUUCCUGAUUCUGAAGUUGAGGAAGAAAACAUGUCUCAAGAAACUAAGGACAGAAAGAAAGAGCCGAGCUCAGAGAAGGAGGCUGGUGGUCAGAGAGGUUUUUGGUUAACAACGAGUCCGUCUGGGGCUCGCAUCUACACUGUGGGGACAACACACCAACACAAACCCACCACGCCUCUCCUCGCCUUCAAGGCCACAGACCCCAUCACCCAUGACGUGAUGCUGAGCCGCGAGGAUCUGGUGGUUUCAGUCCAGAACUCCGACGGAUCUUUAAGUGUAGAACAUGCAGACGGAACCAGGAUCACUAGCCUGUACCAACACAGACCACCAAGCACACCACAGCACACACUGCUGCACACAGGGGAGCAGCAUGAGACCCUUAAAUCAACCACUGAAUCUGAGUGUGUGUGUGUCACGCGCUGUGCUGACAGCAUUUCUGAAAAUAUUCAGGAUGCUGUUGACAACGGUGAAGACAUUAGCAGCAACAGUGCAAGGAUAGCGUGUGACAAGGAGGGUGGGACUGAGUGUGAGCAUGUGUGUGAUAAAAGAGAAAGUAGUGUGUAUAAGGACGGUGAGGAGAGUGUGUUUGCGGAAGAUACUGUGGCUGGCAAUGGUAAGAGUAGUGCAUGUGAAAGCAAUAAGGACAGUGUGUCUGCCAAGGAGCGGGUGGUGCUGGUGGAGAAGGAGGGCUGCUGCACAGUGGUGAUGUACCCAGAGCGACACAUGGCUCACGUCUUCUUAGCAGAUGGGACUGUAAUCACUGGGAACAACCAAGGAGCAUAUGAGGUGUUUCCAUCCAGUGGGGGGCUCCUACAGAUCCAAAGUGAUGGGAAAUGUGUGUACUCGUCCGACCCCCUUGUAACCCCCAGUCCAAUGGGUGGCACUCCAACAAACCAAUCAGGAAGCUACACCAUGAGUCAUACAGACAUAGUGGCCUGUGAUGUUACAGACCCCGAUGGAAACCACUUUCAGGUGAUGGAAGAUGGACAGGUAUUAGUGUUGGACUAUAUCCCUGCUCCAAGCACACUUAAAGAGGAUGAGGAGGAGGAGCCAGAGGAGGAGGACAGAGAAAGGGCCAGGAUACAUGUUCAACACAGAGAACAUUGUCCCAGGCUGUUUCUGGUGCAUGAGGACGGCUCUGGUACUGAACUGCUGAGCUCUCAGACCGUUGAGGAGCUGCUCUACCAGGCUUACUCUGACCCCACCAUCGCACUGCUGAAGGAGCCAUUGCCGGACACACAAGAUGAGUUUGGCAUCACCAUCCUUAAGCCUAGCCAUCAGAGCGUGUGGUCCCAGUGGUUGCUAGGGAAACAGAACCCGGACAUCACCCCUCCCAACCUCAAAAACCGCAGCUGGCAUGAUUUCCCUCAAACAGAGAGAGUGAGCCCAGGUCCUCCGUUUGGUACCCGCAUGGGUCGAGGUUUGUUUCUGAGAGAGAGGUCCGCUGGUUCAGCAGCACAGCGUCAACCCGCCAGGAGCAGCCCUAAAGUCCUGGAGACGAGGGAGCUGUACCAGCACCGACCAAUCACCACACCACUCAGAAAUACUGUGGACUCACGACUGAAGGAUUACCUAGAGAGUUUGAUGGAGACGGAGCAGCGUUUAGAGGAGAUGAAGGUCAAAGACCCUCGCACUGAGGAGGAGAGCGCUCAUGCCAGCGAUCUGCUCAGUCUGGUCCUGUCUUUUGCAGAAGAAGAUACUGGAGGUCACACCUUUGACAAGAGGACUUCAGAGGAGAUAGCCAACCUGUACAGCCAAGGAGUCGGAGCUCCAGUUGAGCAGUCGGAUGUGUCAAGAGACACAGUCACAGUAGCUAAUGAGAGUUUUAUAAAUGGCAAAGAGUCUACAUGGACUGAAAGACUUGCACAGCACAGACAGGAGAAGUGUGAGGAUGAGGCUUAUAGAAAGUCUCUGAGGACAAACAGCAUUGUUCCUUUUUUCUACCCAGAAAAUAUCCAAUUAUAUCAGGAGCUUCUCCAGCACCAAACACCAGACAUGAGGAGUCUGUCCAUGGGCCUCCCUCCGAUCCCCCGCUCAGACAGUGCUGAAGACUUCCUGAAAGACGCCCCACAGGAGAACAUCCCACGACCCUUAAACCCAACACCCUCUCAAUCUGCAAGUCAUGCAGCAGGAAGUGAGAGGAGGCUUAAGGAAAGACCCAGCAACCCCACGCCUCACAGUGCUGGGGAACGCAGUGUGAGGGGUUCACCUGGGCAAAGCAAGUCGGUUCAGCUGGAUGUGACUGGAAAACUCAGAAGGACUAAAGUCAGACUCCCAACCUCUAUCCUCACCUCUAAACCUCGCAGCAUACCAAAUCAACAGUUCCUAUCAGUGGAGGAGCCGGUGAGGAGGAAGUGUCGGACUAUUUCUCUGACUGAUCCGAGUGUCAUAGCAAGGGGAUUCCAGCUGCUCCCCUCCACUGUUGACUUUGGCACUCUGCAGGAGGGCACCUCCUCUGCAAUUACUGUGGUGAUGAAGAACGUGGGUGCUGACACUUGCAGGUUCCAUGUGAAACAGCCUCCUGCUGCUACAGGCCUCCGUGUCAUCUACAACCCUGGGCCUGUGGCUGCAGGUCUGCAUGUUGAGCUGCAGGUUCAGCUGUUUGCCAUGUGUGCAGUCCAAGCAGGAGAGGAGGAGCCAAAGAAGAACCUCUCUGAAGAUAUCAUCCUCCACACUGAGACAGACAUCCUCUACCUGCCUGUCACUGCCACCAUCCUUCCUGAGAGAUUAUAUGAUGUUUGGCUCAAGGAUCACAGCAGUACACACAACAAGAAAAGCUCGGGGGUCCGUCAGCUGUCUUCCAGCCUACCUGUAGGACCGGGGGCCGCACAGCUCCACAGACCAGCUGGGAACCUCUUCACCAGUCCUUCAGCAAACAAGGGACAUCUCAAUCGCACCACUCCUCUGUGAAGAAUACUUAUCAACAUCCCAUUUGAUUCCUCAUCAUCCAUAUCACUCAGUUCUCUUCUUACUUCAACAGAAAUGAAGUAUUUAUAUGGAUCUUU